This is a messenger RNA of Exserohilum turcica Et28A, 516 nucleotides long. RefSeq lists its product as uncharacterized. The transcript is spliced from 2 exons. The record is from RefSeq and is a predicted model, not a curated record. The coding region runs from base 1 to 516 and encodes 171 amino acids. Lineage: Eukaryota; Fungi; Ascomycota; Dothideomycetes; Pleosporales; Pleosporaceae.
AUGUGGCUGUCCACUCGGGCGCCAUUUCCCAGCUCUCCAGGCCCCUCUCCAAUCUUAUUCAUAAAAACAGCAACAAGAAAGAAUUCCAAGCCAGCAUUAUCGAAUUCCCAGACCUCUUCCCUCAAGACUUCACGAGCACCUGUGAAUUCGCAUACACGGGUGUUUCACUCUCCCCUUAGCCGGCCAACUCGCAGACGGCUCGGACGUAGAUAUCCAAACAGAUUUCUUCAUGCUAGGCGUGCGGUGGCCGGCGUGGCGGAUACCCAGGGUGAGGAGAAGGCGAAAGACAAGGCAGAGAAGAAGGGGCAUCAAAAGGUGAAGGUGGGUGGGAAAGCAGAUGAAUACGAAGACGAAGGCCUGAGUGGUGGCGGAGACGACAAGGAUCAGCAGCAUAAGAGCAAUUGGAGGGAAGAUGUUGGUGGUAUCUUGUUGGAUUUUGCACGACUGUACAACUUUGCUGAAAGGUACUUGAUCCAGGGGCUCAAGGAGCAGGUUAUGAGGAUUUUGCGGGGCUAA